Leopardus geoffroyi (Geoffroy's cat) is the source of this 3042-nucleotide messenger RNA. It is a transcript of the gene TTC31, whose product is annotated as tetratricopeptide repeat domain 31. The transcript is spliced from 12 exons. Bases 74 to 1762 code for a protein of 562 amino acids. The record is from RefSeq and is a predicted model, not a curated record. Gene Ontology annotation, molecular function: protein binding. NCBI's taxonomy places the organism in Eukaryota, Metazoa, Chordata, Mammalia, Carnivora, Felidae.
CUGUCCUACUCCGCCCUUCGGCGGGUAUCAAGUACCAGAUCAUCUUUCACUUUCGGGUUACUGUUGUUGAGAGAUGGCGCCGAUUCCGAAGACUGUGGGGCGGAUAAAGCUAGACUGUCCUCUGCGGUCUGGCUGUCCGCUGGAGGUCGCUGCUGUCCCCAAACUCUGCAAGGAAUUCGGUCCUGAAGACUACGGCGCAGAGGACAUAGUGGAUUUUCUUCGACGGCUUGUGGAGAGUGAUCCCCAGGGCCUGCACCGGAUCCAUGUGGAUGGGAGCAGCGGGCGGCUGCAGCUGUGGCACCAUGGUGGGGCGUGCAGGGGCCGGGCCCAGGGAUCGAGGCUGGUACCCUGGGGAGGGCUGGCCCUCAGAUACUCCUCUCUCUCAUGUUCCUUUUUCUUUCCCUUUUCCUUAUCCCUCCUGACAGAUGACCUCCUGGACCAUUUCUGUGAUGAGGCUAAAACACCUGGACAGAGUGACAGAGACAAAGGGGCCGAGGGACUGGGCACCUACUGUGGUCUCCGAAAGUCCUUCCUGUAUCCUCCCCAAGGGUUUGAGCCCUGUGAGCCCUGCCCUCAUAGCCCCUCUGCCUCUGCAUCUGCCUCCGGUGGCUCAGACAGCCUACUUGAGGUGGCCAUACCCCAGAAGCUCCUGCUGACUGAAGAGGAAGCCAACCACCUGGCUGAGGAGCUGGUGGCUGAGGAGGAGCGCCUGAAACAGAAAGCAGAGAAGAAACGACUCAAGAAGAAGCGUCAAAAGGAUCGCAGGCGACAGGAACGCUUGGAGCAGGAGGGUGGGGAGCCCAAGCUCAAGGCCACCCCAGAUAGAGAUGGGAGCCCUCCAUCUAGCCCCGGGAACCCUGCUCAGGGACAGUGUGGUGAGGAAGAGGACUUACUGGAUCUAUCUAGCACUUUCGUGUCUCUGGCUUUGCGCAAGGUUGGGGAUUGGCCCCCCAGUGCCCGCAGAGACAAGGGACUGAGCCAGGAGCCCCGAGGCAAAAGUCUGGGCCCCCAAGAGAAGAUGGGCCAGGAGGAAGGGAGCUCUCCAAUAGAAGAAAGGCCCAGGCAGACCCCUAAGGCAGAGGCAUCUCCAGGACUACCGGCAGCUGCCUUACAGCAGAGCCAGGAGCUGGCAAAGCUGGGUACCAGCUUGGCCCAAAAUGGUUUCUACCACAAGGCUGUGUUUCUUUUUACCGAGGCCUUGAAGCUCAACCCUCGGGAUCAUCGGUUAUUUGGAAACCGCUCUUUCUGCCAUGAACGGCUGGGUCAACCAAUGUGGGCCCUGGCUGAUGCCCAGGUGGCCCUUACUCUGCAACCUGGCUGGCCCCGAGGCCUCUUCCGCCUGGGCAAGGCCUUGAUGGGACUGCAGCGUUUUGAAGAGGCAGCUGCUGUGUUCCAGGAGACUCUGAGAGGCGGCUCCCAGCCUGACGCAGCCCGGGAGCUCCACUCUUGCCUUCUGCACCUCGCCCUGCAGAAUCAACGAGGAGGAAUCCGGAUGCCACAUCUGACAACUGGGUUCCCGCAACCAUUUUCCCAUGCUGAGCCGGGCACCAUAAGCCUCCCGUCUGUCAGUCGCCCUCCAAGCACUGCUCCAAGAGCUCCUGGCCUUCUGUCUCUACCCUUGCGUUUUCCCCCAUGUCAUCUGAGCCACCCCAACUGGACCCUGCCCCAAAUUCAGACUAGAAGACCGCACCCUCUCCAGGACCCCUCAAAGGGCUCUGGUGUGCUAGGACUUGGGCCCCAGCAUCUACCUCAGGCCAGAUGACAGAGGACCUGUCCCUCAUAGGGCAAGGCCAUGUGUGUAUCCCACAGUUCACUGCAUAUUUUGAGACCUUGUACUCUAAAACCAUAAUUAAAGACACCCCUGGUUGUCAUUCCUUUUGCCACAGAGACCGGAUGACAGAAAGGAGCCCCAUGACCACUGAAACAACCUUUCUUUGGUUUUAAAGCAGAUGGCUUCCUCUGGGAGCAGUAAGGAAAAAUAAAACCCACCAAGGCUAAGGAGGGAACUGUACAAAAGUUAGGUUUUCAGACUAUAACAGACCCCACAGGGAGCAUAUGGGGCUUGCUCUGCUUCUUGGCCCCGGGGGACUCAUUCACCAACCAGAGCUCUAUGCUCAGGAACAGGGCCACGAUGAUGAAUGAGGCCUAAGUCCCACCCUUCACCUUGAUAGAUGCUCACAUCUUCCUGAGCCCAGCUCUUACCCUGUUUCUUCUAGCCCCAGCCACUCAUGCCUUGUUUUCUGUCAUUUGAUGCACAUUCUGACCUCUCCUUUGCCCAAUAGUCUCAACUCCUCCAACUGCUAGAAGAUUCACUGGGGUUUGCAUUUGGGAAGUCCCUCACCAGCUCCUGCUUGGAGUUGGCAGGGUUCAUAACAUCACAUCUUCCCACUGCUGACUGUCCUGCUGAUGGGGCAUCAUCAAGCACCCAGGGAGCUGCUACCUUGGCCAUGCUCUUUUUCUGUUCCAGCACUGGGUAUUGGAAUGAGCCUUCCCCCAUGUGAAUUUAUGCAGUUUUCCCACCAAGAGUUACUGCCCCCCAAAGAAGGCCAUAAUUCCCUACUUCUUGUGUAAGAAUCAAGGUCUUUUGGUUCUCUACGAUCCUGGCAGCCCCUGGCUGCUUCCUCCCUAGUCUUGCCUGGGACUCUCAGCUCAUUGAAAUAUGGAUCUGUGGGGGACUUUUAAGCCUUCCAGAAUGCCUUGCCUGGGAGAACCAUUUGCCAGGAUACAUGAUUCUUGCUGCCUUAUGGUCUUGCUCAACAACAUUCACACCUGUAUAGGAGGUGUUGAAACACACCUCCUUUCUACAGGGCUUUCCCGAAUUCUUUUUGUUUAUUGAGCAGGCUCCUUGAAUAUAUCAGAAUGAAGUCUGCCAUUGCUAGCUGGGUCACCUUGGGUCAUCUGCCUCAGUUCCCUCAUCUGUAAAAUGGGGGCAGUCCCUACCCCACAGGGCUUUUGUGAGGAGUGGAAGUAAAAGUGUGAGAAAAUACCUACAAAGUGCCUGGUACAUAAAGGGUGUUAAAUAAACUGAUUUUUUAUCUGCAA